This is a messenger RNA of Osmia lignaria (orchard mason bee), 2337 nucleotides long. The record is from RefSeq and is a predicted model, not a curated record. Lineage: Eukaryota; Metazoa; Arthropoda; Insecta; Hymenoptera; Megachilidae.
CCGUUCAUUGGACAAGAAGCCAAUAUGGCGUCACAGUAACGUAGCAAAUGCGCUAAAAAUAUCAAAUUUUAUAUACUUAUAACUUUUGAACCAUUUGAUUCCUAAAGUUGAGACUUGCAUUUUGGGAUUCUCCGCAUCAAAAACUAUAGAUUCCAAAAAAAAAAAAGUCCAAAAUUUUUGGUCCGGUAAAGUAAAGUUCAUUCAUUUUUCAUAAUGAUAUUUUAUCACAGCUCUUUUUGAUAAAUAAAUUAUAUUGAAAAACUCUUAUAAGAUGAUGGCACUUGCAUACAUCAACUCAAUACCUUCGAUAAUCAAUGAUUAAUUACCGAUACCGUUUGAUUGGUUGAUUCAAAUAGUAUCAAAAAUUGUAAAUGGAAUCUAAGAAUAUCCCGUCGUAAGCUCCAUCAUGGAGUUAUUUAGUUGCUUGCUACGUCCCCUUCCUAUUGAUGUAUAUUUUUAGAUAUAUUGCAUAGAAAAACUUCAUUACAAACAGACAGUUAUUGCAUUUUAAUAUAUUAUUGGUAACAGUUUAGAAUAAAAAUGAAUAAAGGUUGUUGGAAAUUCGAUGAAGAAGAUAAAGCAUUGUAUAUAGACAUGGAGGAUGAAGAUACAGAAGAGGAUAAACUGACUAAAGUGUACAGCCAUUGGGAUCAAUUGCCCGAUAUACUUCUAGAGGAAAUUUUUUCUUAUCUAACUAUGCGCGAACGUUACUAUGCAUCUCUGGUGUGCAGGUCAUGGUAUCGUGCCUUUCACCUGCAAAAUGUGUGGGCUACGUUCACGUUAGAGGAUUGCACUCUCACCAGGGGAAAAUUUAACUAUUAUAGCGGAUGGCAAUACGUUCUGGAUCACUUAAGAACGUCUACGUGUUUAAACAAAGUUGGAAAGAAUUUUAGAUGCUUGAUUUUCGAGCCCAUGUUAAAUUUUUAUAAUCUCUACGAAUUUAUGAAUAUGAUAUCUUGGUACACGGAAAGGCAAGGAUCGGAUAACACCUCGGUAGCAGGAGUCGGUACUUACAUUCGACGGCUUAAAUUCACGUUUCCAUGUAACAUGGCAAACAGGGACGAUCCUGACCGUAUUAGACUUUUCGGUACCGGGGGAAAAUUGUUAGAGGCGUUGAAAAGGCUGAUGCGAAAUUUGCGUAAUUUAAGAUGUUUAGAAUUAAUAGAUCUCAUGUUAGACAGUAAAGAAGCUCUACAUUUAAUGGAUGAUAUUUGUUCAAAUUGUACUCAAACUCUAUCAAAAUUAGUAUUAAUUAAUACUACAAGAUAUUAUUGUCCCCUGUUGCACGUAGGAGUAUUUAUUAAUUUAAACGUACUAGUCGUUAGCCCUCAGAAUCUUCACGAAGAUAUAAUAGAUUUAAUUGGUUAUACUAAAUUGCAACAUCUUCACAUUGUUCAAAAUCGCUAUAGUCCCAAGGAUACAACUAUGAGAUUGCCUAAAAGAUCUUCCUGGGUGAAGAUGAGAGUAAAUAAUCCAUACAUUAAAGUACAUUUUGAAGUGGAGAGUUAUAAACCCACCGAUAUACUUUUGCCAAUUGAUUUAUUGGAACACGGUGGUAUUCCUUGUCACAGUAUUGUUUUAGACAAUCCAAAUACCGAGAUUUCAGCCUCCACUAUUCUUACCCAUGGCACAUUUUUCGAAUCGACGAUAAGGGUAUACGCGUUUAAAGGUCUGACGAGAUACUUUUUGCACAGAAAUUUCGCGCAGAGAUUGGACGAGGCCCUAGUGCAAUUCUGCAGAAUGUGCCCGAACCUUCACACACUGAUGAUCCGUGAUAAAAUAUCGACAGCCACGAUUUUAGAAAUCGUAUCCACCGCAAAGGCAUUGCGUUGUUUGUACGUUCGACGAAAUGUGAUUUUAAAAAGGUGCGACAAAGAUUGGGUAAGGCUCAUGAAUUGGUCGCCGGAACAUUAUCACUGGAUCAAAGAGAAUAGCCGCAGUUAUGAGAGCACUGAGAAGGAGGUAUCAAAAAUACUUAAGUACAGAUGGCAUAUGUUAUCUGAGAAGGAAUUUAAAAAUCAAACGGUGACGCUACACCUAUAAUUGAAAUGUUAAAAAAAUUAUACAAUCUUUUAAUAGCAUAAAUUUUUUAUAUCCGUUAACGUUUCUAAUCUAUUUUCAUACAAUGAAGAAAAAAGAAAAAACAUUUUUAAAAUGCAUACUCCAUACAACAAACAAUGCCUUUAUGAAGUACAUGCGUAUACAAAUUAAUAUUUUAACUACCUGUGAUGUCAAAGUUGAGAUUAAUUAUUUAAAGAUGUGUGCACGUUGGAUUGUUACAUACAGAGAUCUACUAUUAAAGGUAUAGUACAAUAAAAUCGUUAGGUAUCGCAAGUA